CAUGCGCGGAGUACGGCGUGUCCCCCCCCACCCCUCUCCAGCUCGGAGCGAGCUCUUUCCGGCGCGCUGCGUGUGACGCACUCGGUCGGCGCCGGGCUGGCCGGCGGUCGGGAGAGCGGCAGGAGAUGGCGGAGUAUCUGGCCUCCAUCUUCGGCACCGAGAAGGACAAAGUCAACUGUUCAUUUUAUUUCAAAAUUGGAGCUUGUCGUCAUGGAGACAGAUGUUCUCGAUUACACAAUAAGCCAACAUUUAGCCAGACCAUUGCCCUCUUGAACAUUUACCGUAACCCUCAAAACUCUUCCCAGUCUGCUGACGGUUUGCGCUGUGCUGUGAGCGAUGUUGAGAUGCAGGAACAUUAUGAUGAAUUCUUUGAGGAGGUCUUCACAGAAAUGGAAGAGAAGUAUGGUGAAGUUGAGGAGAUGAAUGUUUGUGAUAACCUUGGAGAUCAUCUAGUUGGAAACGUGUAUGUCAAGUUUCGUCGUGAAGAAGAUGCAGAAAAAGCUGUGAUUGACCUGAACAACCGUUGGUUUAAUGGGCAGCCAAUUCAUGCUGAGCUCUCUCCUGUGACUGACUUCAGAGAAGAGUGCACACGAGGAGGCUUCUGUAACUUUAUGCAUUUGAAGCCCAUUUCUCGAGAAUUACGACGUGAGUUAUAUGGGCGUCGUCGUAAGAAGCAUAGAUCCAGGUCGAGGUCCCGUGAACGUCGUUCUAGAUCCAGAGAUCGUGGUCGUGGUGGCGGUGGUGGUGGCGGCGGAGGAGGAGGAGGUGGAGGACGGGAACGUGAUAGGAGGCGGUCGAGAGACCGUGAAAGAUCUGGUCGAUUCUGAGCCAUGCCAUUUUUACUGUAUGUCUGCUAGAAAGUGGUGUAGUUUGACCAAACAAGUUCGUAAUGAGAUUUUUUUAAAGAAGGGCUUCUGAAUAAAAAUUUGUAGUGAUACAGUAUUCUUUGUGUAACUUGUUUCUUGUGGGGGAAGUCUUUUUAACUGUCAUUCCUCUAUCUUGACAAAUACCUGGAAUUAACUAUGCUUGAGUUAAAAGGUGGCAAUUGUAUUGGAGGUGUGCCAGUCUUUACAUUCAGGUAUGAAUUAAACUGUUAAUGAAAAUGCAUGUAUAUAAUGUAAAUUAUAUACAUGGGGGGACAAAUAUACUGCUUAAGAAAGUUACCCACCUAAAUUUUCCUUUUCUGCUAUGUUGUCUGCUUAUUUAGGUUAGUUUAGGCACAUUUAAAGGAAGGCUGUGCGAAGCGCUUUUAUUUACCCAAUAGAAAUGCUUAGUUACAAAAUAUGUAUGUUUGUUUGUUACUAGAAGUCUGUGCACUGUCUAUCACUGUGACUGUGGCAUUUACAAUAAAUCCAGUUCUUUGG
Messenger RNA from Alligator sinensis (Chinese alligator), 1364 nucleotides. RefSeq names its product U2 small nuclear RNA auxiliary factor 1 (gene U2AF1). Gene Ontology annotation, molecular function: metal ion binding; pre-mRNA 3'-splice site binding. Bases 126 to 827 code for a protein of 233 amino acids. NCBI's taxonomy places the organism in Eukaryota, Metazoa, Chordata, Crocodylia, Alligatoridae. Gene Ontology annotation, biological process: mRNA splicing, via spliceosome. The transcript is spliced from 8 exons. The record is from RefSeq and is a predicted model, not a curated record. Gene Ontology annotation, cellular component: spliceosomal complex; U2AF complex.